Helobdella robusta is the source of this 1575-nucleotide messenger RNA. RefSeq lists its product as hypothetical. Gene Ontology annotation, cellular component: nucleus. The record is from RefSeq and is a predicted model, not a curated record. NCBI's taxonomy places the organism in Eukaryota, Metazoa, Annelida, Clitellata, Rhynchobdellida, Glossiphoniidae. The transcript is spliced from 6 exons. Bases 114 to 1394 code for a protein of 426 amino acids.
ACCACUACUAAAAAGUGGUUUUGAAAAAGGUUAACAAAAAAGUAAAAUCGCUCGUUGCGUCAGUUUAACUAAAAAACAAAACAUUAGAUUAGAGACGGCGGAGCGAUUGUACUAUGAAAACCAAGAUGGAACCAUAUGAAGUUGAAGCUAAAAGUAACAGUUCUGAGGGCUUUGAUGAAGUCGAGCAGGUUCAUAAAGGCCUUGAAAAUUCUGUGUCUCAAUUAAAUUGCCUCCACAGAGUGGUCCUAUUGAACAAACUGCACAACAUCUGGGUUAACGGUAACGAACUUGUCACGAAAUCUGACAUUAUAACAACACCAUUACGCAACGAUUUGAUUGCUAACAGUUCCAGUGAUUCAUCUGUUAAGGUGGAACUUAGCAAUACUCGUGCUUCCUCUAUUACUGAUAACAAAAAAGUCUCCAGGUGUGCUCUUUGUGGCAAAGUUUUCAAAUGUCUGACAGCCCUAAAAAACCAUGAAAGCACCCACGAUGAUGACGAUGACAUCUGCAGCAGCAUUGAAAUGUCUGUUAUUAAUGGCAUUAACAACUUGGUUGACGAAGACGAGAGUUCCUCUCUAAAUUUAACAAGUCCAACAAAAGAACCAUUCGAAGAAGCACAUAAAAAAAAUCACAAGAGUUCACUUGUCUGCUCCAUAUGUGAUAAGGAAUUCUUCCAAAAAAGUAAAUUGAUUCAGCACUUGUCAACUCACAGCUCAGACCAACCAUAUGCAUGUGAUAUGUGUCCAAAUAGGUACAACAAGAGUGCAGCUCUUCAGCGCCAUCUGCUCAGUCACACGGGGGAACGUCCAUUUAAAUGCGAUCAGUGUCACCUUACAUAUCGCAACAAGGAAUCUUUGAAACAACAUUACUUAAAACACUCGGGCAGCAAUCCCUACCAGUGCGAACAUUGCGACAUGAAGACAUUCGAUCGGGGUACACUUACAAAACACAUGAGGAAGCACACGGGUGAACGACCUUACAUCUGCAACUGCUGCGGCCACGGCUUCAAAACGUCGGACACGCUGAAGAUGCACCUGCGUACCCAUACUGGCGAGAAGCCCUACAAGUGUGAGGUCUGCAGCAAGACGUUUGCCUACAAGUCAAACAUGAAGAGUCACAGGAAGCGACACACAGGCGAACGUCCAUACAAGUGCACGCACUGCAGUCAAGACUUUGUGGACCCGACUUCUUACAAGAUACACAUGCGACGUCAUACAGGCGAGAAACCUUACACGUGCCAGCAUUGUAACAAGCUGUUUGCUCACUCUUCUGGUCUCUAUGCUCAUCUGAAAGUUCAUUCUGGUUUAAGGCCUUUUAAAUGCAGCAAGUGUGACAAAAAUUUUGUCCGACUUGCCCACCUCAAAAAACACGUUGAACGAAUUCACAAAAUUUGAUGAGACUUCUUACUAUCAACUGCAAAGAUACACAACACCUUCAUAGUUUAUAUAUUUUUCAUCUCACGAUUAACAUUUUGUAAAAUAAAGUUUAAAAAUCUUCUAUAACAAAUAAAAAUAAUCAACAAUAUUUUAAAGAGGUAGAAUACUUUUGCAAUAAAUCUUCUUUAAACUUUUGGUA